Messenger RNA from Peromyscus californicus insignis, 3203 nucleotides. It is a transcript of the gene Tifa, whose product is annotated as TRAF interacting protein with forkhead associated domain. The record is from RefSeq and is a predicted model, not a curated record. The transcript has 5 exons. Lineage: Eukaryota; Metazoa; Chordata; Mammalia; Rodentia; Cricetidae. Gene Ontology annotation, biological process: canonical NF-kappaB signal transduction. Bases 1306 to 1863 code for a protein of 185 amino acids. Gene Ontology annotation, molecular function: protein binding.
CUGCCAACAGAGCGGAAGCCACAAGAGUCCACAUCAUUCUUAGUGCCAGAGAAAAAGACUCACAAAUAAUGUACCUCCCCUGAAAUUAAGGACAGAGUCCAGACAAAUAAAUGGCUUCUGCAGGAUGUCUGUGAGAAUUGGUAUGCGGGUUCCCAAGCCCGGAGGACCGCUAGAACAUCCUCCGCUACAUCUUCAGUCGCUCAGUGCUCUCCCUCUCUCCUUUCCAUCUCCACACCCGCCUUCUGUUUUUCCCACCCCAACCUCCUUGAACUUUGGAAAUCAGAGUGCUCACUCUGCUAUGAAGGACCCCCGCGAGGCUGCUCCCCCUCUCACCACCCAGGACUAGGUGUUGGGCGAAGAAAGGAUGAUCAGCCAGAAAUGACAGGUGAGGAAGCUUCUGGACUGCUUGCGUGCGUGCGGGGGUGGCAACAUCCCGAGACCGGUUGCAGUCCUGUUUGCUAUGGCUGGACUCUUACCCACUCCCCUCGCCUCGGGUUCAGCAUCCUCAGAGCGUAACCACGGCCCCCUGAGGCCGGAGAGCAGGCACACAUCCUUACUCCCCGCGGGUCCUCCACGCACCACCCCUCGGCCACCCUUAACCUGGAAGGGACCCAGUUCCCUUCUGCGAAGCCUAGCUCCCGGGUCACGUGUCGUCUAGGGCAGCCUCUUGUUGGAGAAGGUGCGGUCGCCUGGGGUGCCUUGCUCCUCAAACCGGGUCAGGAGACCUCUGAAAGGCGUCAGGGGGCAGGGCUUCCUGUGGGAAAGGGCCGGGAGGACGCGGGUGGCCUCCUGGCUGCCUCUGCCGGCUUCCUGCCCGCCCAGGGCUUUGCCGAGGUCACCCGCGCCAGGCCGCUCGAGUCCGCGUCCUGCCACUUUCACCAGAGGCUCUUCAAGGCUCAGGGACCCUCAUGUCCUCAGCUCUCGAGCCGCCGUCCGGGUUCCCCGCCACCUUGCGCUGUCAUUGAACUAGGGAGACUUCCCCGCCUACUCGAGGCUCCCAAGAGAGCGGAUCCCCGGUGCACCAGCUUGGUCCAGACCCACUUCCCGGCUGCAGCCGGGUCACAGGAAAACCCUUCGUCGUCGUGGUCCGGGACUUUCCGAGGCUUUCGGGAGAAGAGACAAGGCUCCAGAUCUAGCGAGCUGUGGCCACUGGAAGGCUCUCAGGCGUGCCAUUACUUAACGAAAAAGGAAUUGAGGCUUCCCUCUACUCCCCGUGAAUCACGGCACUGUUAAUAGUCAUCCUCAUGAUGAAAGUGGUCAAAGCAGAAAUGAAACAAAUCGGGAGAAGAAGGGCCAGGGGACGUCAUGUCCUCCUUUGAAGAUGCUGACACGGAAGAGACGGUGACGUGUCUCCAGAUGACUGUUUACCAUCCCGGUCAGCUGCAGAGUGGAGUAUUUAAGUCAAUAAGGUUCUGCAACAAAGAGAAAUUUCCUUCUAUUGAAGUGGUGAAGUUUGGUCGGAAUUCCAACGUCUGCCGGUACACUUUUCAGGACAAACAGGUUUCCCGAGUUCAGUUUGCUUUACAGCCAUUUAAACAGUUCAACAGCUCGGUUCUCUCGUUUGAGAUUAAAAACAUGAGUAAGAAGACCAGUUUGAUGGUGGACAAUCAGGAGCUCGGCUACCUCAAUAAAAUGGACCUGCCUUACAAGUGCAUGCUCAGGUUUGGAGAGUAUCAGUUCCUGUUGGAGAAGGAAGAUGGAGAGUCGGUGGAAUCUUUUGAGACUCAGUUUAUCUUGUCUCCAAGACCACUCUUGCAAGAAAACAACUGGCCAACACAGAGUCCUGUACCUGAGGAUUCGGGGUAUUCAUCCUACUUCACCCAUAGGACUUCUCCUACAGAAAUGGAUGAAAAUGAAUUGUGAAGAGAGCCCACGUAGAGAAACGUGAAGGAUGGAUGAGUGUAGUGUAGUACAGAUAUCUGCAUGCUGACUUUGGAUUUAGUAAUAGCAUUCGGAAGUCCAUAUAUAGGCUGUGUUUGUCGUCAGCUCAGUCAGCUGUUUGCAUUCCGGAUCUACAAAGAAUUAAGUGUAUGUCUGUAAGGGUUAGUGUAUGAAACAUACCUGCUGUGUCAUGCUGUUCUUGGUCCUUUUUCUGCUUGAUGGCACUCCCAUGCUUUGUUUUGGUAACAGCCAAGCUGGGUCACAUCAUUUCGUAGCAGCCUUUGGUUUUCAAGUUCAAAGCUCAGGCGGAUUGUUCACUGGUGUCUGUGGCAUGUUAAUACUUGUAGAGCUGGAGUCCUGGAAUGAGUUCUUGAGUCUCAUCUGAGUCACUGUGGUUUCAUGAUGGAAAGACUUGAGAAAGAACACCUUGAUUUUCUUUCUAUGAAAUUACAAUAUUUAUUCCUAAGAUGGCAGUUUUGCUUUUUUGCAUGUAGGACCUACAGUUAACAUUUAAAGAACAUGGAGGUUAAAAUUAUUUUUUUACAAAAUUGAAAAUUGCCGGGUGGUGGUGACACACGCCUUUAAUCCCAGCACUCAGGAGGCAGAGGCAGGGGGAUCUCUGUGAGUUCAAGGCCAGCCUGGUCUACAGAGUGAGUUCCAGGACAGCCAGAGAUACACAGAGAAGUACUGUCUCAAACAAAAUAGCACAAAACCACCACCACCAAAAAAAAAAAAAAACAACCCAGAAACUGAAAAUGAAUUUUAUGUACCUUACACAAUUUAAAAAUUGCAGAAAUCAAAACUUGUAACAGCCUCUUUGUGUCUGAUGACGUCAGAGCUCAGUCCACUAGCCUCUUCUCUGAGACUUCCUAAAGAAGGAAAAAACGUUCAUGCUCAGCUGCUGUAGAGAAGUAAAUAUAUGUGAAUAUUUGUAAUAAAUGCUUUCAUAUUUCUAAACGCUCGCUUUCACAACUUUUAGAAGCUGUGUUUAAGAGAUUCUCAUUCAGUUCCUUUUGGCUAGAUGAAGAUGAAUGUUUGUGAAUGUUAUGUAAAAGAAUGACAGCCAUCAAGUUAAGAUAAAUUCUAGCACUACCAGGAAGCAAGGCUCCCUGUGUAAUUACCUUGGUAAAUGAAAUUCUGUGCUAUAACAGAUGAGGUGGGGGGGAACUAACCACACACACACACACACACACACACACACACACACACACACACACACACAUUUGUUUUUGAGACAACAUCUCUCUUUGAAGCUCAGGCUGGCCUUGAACUCAUGAUCCUCCUGCAUCAGGCCCCUGAAUGCUGUGCUUACAGGUGUGCAC